UGAUGACUGGGUCCAGUGGAGAGACUUUGACAGCUAAAGGAUCCGGACCUCGCGGUGGAAUGGUUUGCCCAAAACCUGACGGUCAAAGUAACGUCAGAGCAGUGAAGGAUAAGUUAAAAAAGCAACUGAAAAUACCUGGCUUUAAGCGAUGCCCAAAGACUCCAAAACCUAGCACCAGUAAUGCAGUGGAGAUCCCUCCUCCAAAAAUGGUGGUUCUAAGCUUCAUGGAUCACCUGAAUCAGAAAGCCUUGGCAGAGGCCUCCAAGCAUCUGAUCUCUCUGGAGGAGCAGCUCUUCACUCAGAAAGGUGCAGAGACUGAGGGGGGGAGUCUGACCAGGAAUGGGGAGGAGGAGGACAAGCUGCAUGAAGACUAUCAAACUCUACUGGUCCAGUUAUGGAUGGCUGUUCAUGACAGCUUCAAUCCCGCGCCUUCAAGAGAACACCUGGAGGUUCUGCGUUGUGCCGUGAUCGCCGUAAUGCAACAGGAAGAGCAAGACCGCCAAUGGGAGGACUGCCCGGAUGGUCUCAGUCCUCCUGAAUGGCGUCCUCUUAUGUGCCGAAGCUACCACAACUCAUUGCUUCAAAAGAUGGUGGAGUCACGGUUGAGGAAUGCAACCGUACAACGAGAUAUUGAAGGUGCAGACAACCUGUCAACAGAUAUGAAGCGGGAGGUGUGUAAAGGUGGGAAUUGCUUGAAGAAAGACCUUCUUGUGGUCGUCAGAGACGUGAAAGACUGCUACCCACAGGAUUUGGAUAUUUGUAAUCUGUACGCAAGCUUGUAUCACCAAACCUUCUCCAAACAACUAACAGAGCUAGCCCGUUCUGGACUUGAUGUGGAUGACUGUACCUAUCUUCUGUUCUGGAUCAAUGAUUACUAUCCAAACACCAUCUUGCAAGAUAAAGAACUUAAAAUUAACAUCAACUGUGAGUCCAUGGGAAGUCUCGUGCCUGAAGAAGACCAGGCAGUAUUAGAGGAACAGUAUGUAGCACACAAAGAGGAUAAAGUAAUAACUUGGUUUGAUGAAGCUCUAAAAAACGAAGUGAAGGAUUGGCAUAGGGGAAAGAUGCCUGAUAUCAUAGAUGGAUACUGUUUCUGCCCCCUUGCCAUAUACAUCAUACAGGUUAUCAACUGUGCUGUGAACGAAUGCAAGUCUAUUCUGGGCAACAAGUGCAAAACCCAGAGAAUCCUGUCGAAGCUGGAAAGCUUCUUGAUAAGCUAUAAAAACUUUCUGGAUGAGUUUAUGAAAGGAAGACGAGACAAUACACAGGCCAUCUUGAAAGCUAACCUGGUUAGCAUCAAGCAAAUCAGGGACUUCAUAAUAGGAGAAGACGACUCAAUGUCAGAGGAGAUGAAAGCAAAAUGUUUGCUUAUUUUAACGUCCCUGAAAGAUUGUUGCAAUGGAUACUUCAUUGGUCCCAUGCAAGAAGAGCUAAAGGUGCAGUAUAAAAGGUUGUGGACUCAUGACUGGCUUACAGGAAGUCAAAAUGUACUGGACAACAUUCUAGAGACUCUGUACAAGAACUUGGAAAACUUCACAGAUCUGAAACCUGUCUGUCGAGAGGAACUCCUGGGUCGGCUCCACACAGACGUGAUGGUGGAGUAUGUGAAGAGGAUGAUGAAGAGGAAGAUAAAGUUGAGAAACAGUGAACAGCAGGGGAAUGCAGCCAGGUUACUAAGUGAAGACAACAGAAAACUCCAUAGUUUCUUCAUUGAAGAAUGGGGUUCUAAAGAGAGUUGGCUGAGUGAGAUCCUUCCUAAACUGGCAGAGGUCCUGAGAUUACAAGAUCCAGGGAGCAUCCAGCUGGAGAUGUUCACACUGGCUAUAAAAUACCCCGACCUCAGAACCAGUCAUGUAUCCGCCCUGCUCUCCCUCAAAACCAACUUGUCGGCAGCUGAUACUCGCACCAUCAAGGAAAGCCUGAAGGAGAACCGCCUCUCGUUCACCUCAGCCAAUGACGUGCGUCCAUUCUUCUCUAAGGUUCCACUGAAAUUGAUAAACAAGGUCGGGACAAGUUGGAGUUUGUUAAGGAGUGUUAAGUGUAACUGUUGAGGUGUCAGACUACUUUUACUACUUUUUUUUAGGUAACGAGUAACUAACGCGUUACUUAUUUAACUGAAUGAAUCCGUAGCUAGCUUCCUUGUUUAAAAAAGUAACGCGUUACUCAAGUUAGUCUUUCGAUCGCAAGCCCUCAGCAUGUAGCUAAUAGUCUAGGAAAAUUGAGGCUACUUUUCGCUAGGUACCUAUGAAAAUCUCUUAGACUGCUAGACAGGUGGGUUCCCCUUUGUUCUUUUGGUGAGCAGUCUCACGAGCCCAACUUACCCGGCUUCAUGGAGCCAACCAGCCAAAUAGUUAUUUAAGACUUGAAUAUACAGUAGGCCUACGUAAUGUCACAUUAAAUAAUGUAUUUGAACUUGUGUUAUACAUUGCUGCAUCGUUGCUGCGGUUUAGGUUUAGGAUGAAAUUACAGUAAAUUAAAGGUCCCAUGACAUGCUGUUUUUGGAUACUUUUAUAAAUGCAUUAGUGGUACCCUAAUACUGUAUCU
Messenger RNA from Hypomesus transpacificus, 2544 nucleotides. Its product is annotated as tumor necrosis factor alpha-induced protein 2-like. NCBI's taxonomy places the organism in Eukaryota, Metazoa, Chordata, Actinopteri, Osmeriformes, Osmeridae. Gene Ontology annotation, biological process: exocytosis; exocyst localization. Gene Ontology annotation, cellular component: exocyst. The transcript is spliced from 12 exons. The coding region runs from base 3 to 2051 and encodes 682 amino acids. The record is from RefSeq and is a predicted model, not a curated record. Gene Ontology annotation, molecular function: SNARE binding.